This is a messenger RNA of Leptosomus discolor (cuckoo roller), 276 nucleotides long. The record is from RefSeq and is a predicted model, not a curated record. NCBI's taxonomy places the organism in Eukaryota, Metazoa, Chordata, Aves, Leptosomiformes, Leptosomidae.
ACUGUCACCUACAAAGUCUUCCUCUCCGGCAAGAGCGGCGUCGGCAAGACGGCCUUGGUGGCCACGCUGGGGGGGACCCCCGUGUCCCCCGUCCACCACGAGACCCUGGGCAUAGAGGUCACCACCGUCUACUGGCCGGCCAAGCUGCGGGCCACCGGCCGCCCCGUCCUCUUCCAGCUCCAUUUUUGGGAUUGCGGGGACGGCGCCCUGAAAAAAUUCGAGCAUCUCCUGCCCGCUUGUAAGGAGGACGCGGACGCCAUCCUCUUCCUCUUCUCC